AAUGAUGUCAUAAUCAUGGAGGAUUAGGUUUAUUUUGGAUUCUGGCGAGAACAGAUCCAAGUAUUAUGCCAACGAUUAGCGACUGAUAUUUAAAAAAACAAAAAAAAAUCAUCCAAUAUUAUUACGGGUAGAUUGGAAAAGGCUGUCACUUUUGCCUUCUCCACAAUAGUCAUUUCAAUUGGGCAGAUCAAGGCAUAUGAAUAUCAUCUCAUUUGUCUUUCCAUACCAAGAAAACAGAAAUAAACCAUGAAUGAUGGCACUGAAGCAAAAUGGGCAUGUGAAUUUUGUACUUAUGAAAACUUUCCAGCAGCCAAAAAAUGUACAAUGUGCUUUAAGUGGCGUACUCCCCACUUGAUCUCAGACACCUUCAAUGAUGAGCAGGAUAUUUAUAAAAUGGCACCACUAGUAUCUGUUUCCCCAACAGAUCUCAAUAUUUUUUGUAGCAGCAGUAGUGGAAGUGGAGAAAGCAAUAAAUGGGCAUGCGAAAUAUGUACUUAUCUUAACUGGGCCAAAUCAACAAAGUGUGUCCAGUGUCUAAACCCAAAACGCAAAAAUUCACCACCUAUUUCUCAAUCUCAGGAAAAAUUUUCUAGCUUACUUGUUAAUACUUCAGAGGGGCAUCAGGCCAUCAAUGCAGACAACACUACACCAACACAUCUAUCUCCCAAUACAUUGUCAAACAAUGCUGUCAUUGAGAAAACCUCAAACUAUGACAAUAAAUCUAGCAUAUACACAUCCUUCCAGAAUCCUUCCAAGUGGAUCUGUCUUACCUGUACAUAUGAAAACUGGCCUCGAUCUUUAAAAUGUGUUAUUUGUGGUACUCCCAAAGAAAAAAUAUCUGCUGAUAUUCAAGAAGCUGUUGGACCAAGCAGAUCUGAAAGUAACUUUCCAAUGCAAAGACGAAGUCCAUCUGCCUCAAUAGCUGGUCGUCGGACUAUAGUGGAUCGCUCUGAUAAUUAUUUGGCUGGGGCAUCAGCUUCAUCUGUGACUAUAUCAUCCUCAUCCAAACAACCGCCAUCACCUCCGCUGACCAGAGAGAAAAGGCUUGCAGUGUUGAGAUCCAAGUUACGUGAUUCUGACUGGCUUUGGUUAAACGCCUGCAUGGGAGCUGUUGAAGGAGAUUUGGAGGCUAUUCAUGCAUUUAUUGCUGGGGGAGGUCACCCCUCAAGACAGCUGACUAUGCAGGAAGUUGAAUUAUUAGACAGACCAAGUGCCUUUCAGGCAGGCUACACCUUGGUGCAUUUAGCAAUAAGGUUCCAAAGAGAGGACAUGCUUGCUAUUCUUCUAACUGCAACUGAUGCAGCAACUAAAGCAACCAAACGUUUGCCCUGUAUGGCUUGCCCAGAUUUAGCAACUGAUAUUAGAAGACAAGUUGUAUCAUCACUUCGUCAAAGAAAAGGAGAUUUCCCUUGCUCUUUUCUAACAGACUGUGUCACUUUUUCACUGCCAGCAGAUAUUGAAGAUCUUGAAAGAAAUAUCCAAGAGCAAUUAUUUGAUGAAAUCCUAGACAGGGAUGUACAGAAUGAACUGGAGGUAGAAGAAGCAAUUAUUAACUGGAGCAUUGAGCUAACAGACAGAUUAGGCAGUAGAUUGUAUGCAUUAUGGAACAGAACAGCUGGAGACUGUCUCCUAGAUUCUGUCUUACAAGCCACAUGGGGUGUUUUUGAUCUUGAUAAUUCCUUGCGGCGUGCAUUGGCAGAUAGUUUGCGGGAAGGAGCAAUGAAUUUUUACCCCCGGUGGAAGGAAUAUGAAUCUAUGCAAGCAGAGUCUUUACAUUUUACCCUUGAUGAAAGCCAGUGGCAACAUGACUGGGCUGUACUUCUAAGCCUUGCUAGUCAGCCUGGCACAUCACUGGAACAAACUCACAUUUUUGCUCUGGCCCAUAUUUUAAGGCGACCCAUUAUAGUGUACGGAGUCAAGUAUGUUAAAAGUUUUAGAGGAGAGACUAUAGGUUUUGCAAAAUUUCAAGGUGUGUAUCUACCCCUUUUGUGGGAAUCCUCUUUCUGUUGGAAAAACCCUGUGGCACUGGGCUAUACAAGAGGCCAUUUUUCAGCCCUUGUUCCUAUGGAGAUGGAUAUGGAUGAUGGGAUUGGUGCUGGUGCUAACACUGAUUCAAGUGAAGAUGAGCAAGUUGCUUACCUGCCUUUAGUAGACUAUGAGGGAAAACUUCUUCAGCUACAUUUUCUUUCAGGAUCAGAGACUGGCCGGGAAGAAAUUGUGUUAAGGGAGUGGCUCCAUUGUCAAAAAACCAAAGGUGGUCUUCUGGUGGCAACUCAGAAACUGGGCAAACGACCUGUUGCAGUCAAACAAAUGGUUGAUGAAUGGCUUGACCUCUACAGAAGAUUUAUGGUUCCACGUCCAUCCCUUUCAAUCAAAAGUACAUUUUCAAGUGAUGGUGAGAGCGAUGAUGAGUAAAUCAAAGUGUCUAAUACUUGCUAGAUGAACAGCUUUUAUUAUUGUGAUAGUUGUUAUAAAACAAAGUUGUUAAUAUCUGAAUGUGUAUAUUGUCUCAGUAUUGCUUGUCCUUAGCCUUACAGUUGGAUAAGAAAAAAAAGUUGUAACAUUUCUUAUAUUCUAGGCACACACAAACAUUAGACUGUACAUUGUUGCAUAAUUUAGCAAUAGAAAGUCUUUAGUAUAAGAGAAGGAUCAAAGUAACAUUUAAAUACCUUUUUUUUAAAUUAAUAAAUAACAUGAAAGCUAAGAUAAAAAGAAUAAGGCUUUCAGAAGUUGUUUUAAGUUGUUUUUAAAAAAAACCAGUAAAGUCAAUAGUACAAUUUUUUAAUGACUCACUUUGUGUGAUUGGUUUUUUUAAAAUGGAAUUUAUAAAUUUUCCUUCUACACCUAGAUUAAACCUUAAAAUCUCUUUGAUAAAUGGGGACGCUUUUGAAAGUAUUUAUUUAAUACACAAAGAAAAAUAAUUUUUUGUUUCCAGAUUUUUAUUUUUGAGAUCAUCCCACUACUGAAGUAAAUGUCCAAAAUCUUUUUUUUUUCAUUAAUAACAGCAUUUAUGUAUAAGUAAUAGAAUACAGUUGUUUUUAUUAUUUUUAUUUUGUUCUGCAAAAAUAAAAUGUUUUACUUUAAAUAGAGGAAAUGAGUGUACAUAAUGUAUAAUAUAGAAUGUUCUUAGCAUGUUUGAGAAAAAGUAAACAUAUCAUAACUUCAAUCUUUAUAGUGAUUCAGGGACAGUAAUUAGUGUUGUGUUUAUAUGAGUGAUAUUUUAAUUGUACUCUCAGAUGUCAAAGCCAAGCUUUAGUUUCACAAAGUUUACCUCAAUCAGAAAAAAUGUUUCCUGCAUUAUUAUUUUUUAUUUUUUUGCAGUUCUAUAAAAUAAAAGACUAUUUUUACUUAUGGCAAUUAAAAUCUGCCACCUAAGUUUAAGGAUUGUACCAGUAAUCAAUGGAAAUGUUGAAAAUAUUUUUUAAGUGCCAUAUUUUAAUGUGUAUAUAAUUAUUUUAACUAAUUCUUUAAAAAAAAAAAAAAAUUAAAUAUGAA
Molecule: messenger RNA, 3495 nt
Organism: Physella acuta
Lineage: Eukaryota; Metazoa; Mollusca; Gastropoda; Physidae
Product: ubiquitin thioesterase ZRANB1
Biological process (GO): protein K29-linked deubiquitination; protein K33-linked deubiquitination; cytoskeleton organization
Cellular component (GO): nucleus; cytoplasm
Molecular function (GO): cysteine-type deubiquitinase activity; K63-linked polyubiquitin modification-dependent protein binding
Source: RefSeq, a predicted model, not a curated record